This is a messenger RNA of Mustela erminea (ermine), 4388 nucleotides long. It is a transcript of the gene RTP1, whose product is annotated as receptor transporter protein 1. Gene Ontology annotation, cellular component: cell surface. NCBI's taxonomy places the organism in Eukaryota, Metazoa, Chordata, Mammalia, Carnivora, Mustelidae. Gene Ontology annotation, molecular function: olfactory receptor binding. Bases 127 to 918 code for a protein of 263 amino acids. The transcript has 2 exons. The record is from RefSeq and is a predicted model, not a curated record. Gene Ontology annotation, biological process: protein targeting to membrane; detection of chemical stimulus involved in sensory perception of bitter taste; protein insertion into membrane.
ACACCGCUUUGGAGACACCCUCCUCCCCACUGCUCUGUCUCUUGGCGCCCUGCCUGGUUGCUGUGGAAACAGGUUCCACUGCGGACAAAGGAGGGAGCUGGGUCCUGCUUCCUCCUGGUCCUGUCGAUGAGGAUUUUUAGACCGUGGAGACUGCGCUGCCCUGCCCUGCACCUGCCUUCUCUCCCUGUGUUCUCGCUCAAGUGGAGCUUGCCCUCCCUCCCCACUGACGAGACCAUGUGUAAAAGCGUGACCACAGGUGAAUGGAAGAAGGUCUUCUAUGAGAAGAUGGAGGAGGCCAAGCCAGCCGACAGCUGGGACCUCAUCAUAGAUCCCAACCUCAAGCACAACGUGCUAGCCCCGGGCUGGAAGCAGUACCUGGAAUUGCAUGCCUCAGGCAGGUUCCACUGCUCCUGGUGCUGGCACACCUGGCAGUCGCCCCACGUGGUCAUCCUCUUCCACAUGUACCUGGACCGCGCCCAGCGGGCGGGCUCGGUGCGCAUGCGCGUCUUCAAGCAAUUGUGCUAUGAGUGCGGAACCGCGCGGCUGGACGAGUCGAGCAUGCUGGAGGAGAACAUCGAGAGCCUGGUGGACAACCUCAUCACCAGCCUGCGCGAGCAGUGCUAUGGAGAGCGUGGCGGCCAGUACCGCAUCCACGUGGCCAGCCGCCAGGACAACCGGCGGCACCGCGGCGAGUUCUGCGAGGCCUGCCAGGAGGGCAUCGUGCACUGGAAGCCCAGCGAGAAGCUGCUGGAGGAGGAGGCGACCACCUACACAUUCUCCCGGGCGCCCAGCCCCACCAAGCCCCAGGCCGAGGAGGGUUCUGGCUGCAACUUCUGCUCCAUCCCCUGGUGCUUGUUUUGGGCCACAGUCUUGCUGCUGAUCAUCUACCUGCAGUUCUCCUUCCGCAGUUCUGUCUGAUUCCCCCAUGGACUCGGGGGGCCCAAGGCCUGUGGGGGCCAGUCAGCUGGAGGGGAGGUCAAAGAGCGACCUGGGCUGGGAGUGGGGUUAAAUUCUAGGGCUGGUACCGCUGCUGACUGCAUGGGGGCCCUGGACAAAUCGCUCGUCUUUACCAUCUAUAAAAGUAAGCUUUGGCCUGGAUCGUUGGUUUUUCAAAGUGAAACACAGGGCCCCAAAGUUCUGCAUAGGUCCCCCAGGGACUUUUGGAUUUGGAAGUUAGGCUGAGGGAGUAGAUUUCCCAUCCUGGUCAAACUGCUCAUUCCCAGCUCCUACUUUCUCCUCUUGCCUUAAUCAGAACAGAUCUGUCUUGGAGUUUCGUUUAAGAGUUGUGGAUGAAAAUAGGUUUAACUGCUUUAAAAGAGAACAAAAAAGCUUGAAAAUGACAGGACUUGGUGAUCUCAAAAGGCCUUUCUGGAGUGAUGAGCUCAUUCUUGCUUUUAUGUUAAUACCCUACUCUUCUCCCUUAUUAGCUCCCACAUCUGGGGCUGCGACAUUAAAUCAGCCUGGACCUAGUGUAGAAGCCUCAUGAACAACUCUGCCUCCAUGCACACAGCAGAGGUUCCUUUUGAAGAAAGACAGGUGGGCACUAGGCUGUCCCUUUGGUGCCGGGUACCCAGGGUCCCUUGUUUCUGUUCCCCAGAUCCCCCAGCUUCCAGCUUCCCUCCACUCAGGGUGGAUUCUGAGACCUGCCUGGGGCCGAGUCCCAUAGAACUAGGCUUCCCACCUAAUGCAUAUCAACUGACAGAGAACUUAGGGGAGGUUUAGAAGGGAGAGUGUUAGAUGCAAAGCACAAAAUCCUUACAAAGCCAAUAUACGACUCUCCAUUAUAAUGACAAAUCUGCAGAGUUCAGGGACCCAGCCUGCCUGAUUCUUAGCAGUUCUGAUGGUCACAACGCAGGGGCAGGGGCCUGGCCUCCUGGGCUCCUUGCUGAAACCCUACUUGAGAGGCUUUCCCACACUGGCGAUGCAUCAGUCCUCUCACCAACCAUCAGCUGUCCUCCUAGAACCACAGGGAUGGGGUGUCAUUAUCAAGAGAGAGAGCAUUAAAGAUGGGAAAUGCUUUGCCCAUAGAGAAGUGCAUAGAUAUGUAGGAGAAACUUACAUCACUUUAAAAUGGCAUGUGGUCUGGUUCGGGGUAGGAGGAAAGACUUUUUGAUGGUAGGAGUAUGGGUUGGGCAUGGGGGGAAACGGAAGGCAGGAGGAGGGAUACCACCUUGCACUUUCAAGGGUCCUCAUUCACCUCACCUCUGUUAAUAACUUGACUCCUCCCACUUCCCCUCCUCCUCCCUUUUGACUCUUCCCCUUUUUAAUGGAAAACUACCACCAUCUGUAGUGGUGGAGGGGGGAGGGUCACAUAUACAAAGAUGGGAUACUUUAAUAAAGACGGGAUCUCUUCAGUCAGGUUUAGCAGUCAUUAUUGUGUGCCUGAGAUUCACCACAGUGUCCCUAAAAAAUGUAAUGGGCUGUUGGGUCCCCCCCAUCUCCACUCCCCAUCUCCCCUUUCUGGGGAUCUCACAUAAGGCUUUAUCUAGCUCCAGUUUCAAGGUCGGGGCCAAUCAUGUCCAUGCCCAGGAAGGAUGUGGGCAGCCCUUAGUCAGUCAUCUGGGGGACUCAGCCUGAGGCCAGUCUUACCUUUGCCCUCAUGAAAUUCUGGUACCUGGCUGGUGAUUCAUGCAGUGGUCAUCCCUUUAUCUAUCCCUUUAUCCACAUGUCCUGAACAACACCUUCUGUCUGGCAAGCCCUGAUUUGGGUGCUGGGAUCCAGUGGGCACUAAGUGGGCAGGCUCUGUCUCUCAGGGAUCGCUGCUUAUUGCAGGAGUUCUCAGCCCUGGCUGAGAUUUGGAAAUGCUGGGGAGCUUUUGAAGAAAUAUCAGUGCCUACCUCUACCUCAGACCAAGAGAAUCAGAAUUUCUGGGCAUGAGGCCUGAGCAUUUGAAUUAGAAUAAGACUUCUGGGUGACCCGCCUGUGCUGCCUGGUCUAAUCUUUCCCACCGAGGAACAGGCUUCCUUCUGCACCUAGUCUAACUGUAAUGAGCCUGGAGGUCAUCCUUGAUGACCUGCUUUGGAUUCUCUAGGCCUAGGACUCUGCUUCCCUCCUACUCCCUACUUCCUGUCCCGGGGACUCGACUCUCCCUCGGAACUCCCAGUUCCUUCUUGUUCCCCUGCUACAGUGGCUUUGUCCUGCUCUGAGAAUCUCCAUUAUUGAGCUCUGUCACCCUUGCCAGAUGCUCAUCAAAUUUUGAUAUAAUUCUUUCCUAUGGCUGUACUCCUCCCUGAAAUGUGGCUUCAGUGUGUAAGUGACUUAUCUUGUGUCCCUUUGCCAGCUAGUGGCAGAGCAAGGAAUAUGACCCUCACCUAGUUCUAGCUCAGACCUCUUUCUUAAAGCAUGAAGCCUCUUCCUCUGCUGUAAGAAGGUGUCUACAAUCUACGGAGGCCUCCUCUGUCUCCCGUAUUUUUCUUAUUCUUGCUGCAGCUGGGGUGGCUGUAGGUUUGCUCACUGGUCUGACCCUCAUCUCAGCAAAGACUUCUCUGGGGCAGUUCUUCCUUUGCCCACAUUGCCCCAUGCCCCAAGAUGAACUUGUUAGAUGUGCUGUAGGCAUUAUAAGAAAAUGUCUCGGAGACAUUUUAGGACCCCAGCCCUCUCCCACUGGAGCUUUUGAGUGCAAGAUAUCUUGCUGUGCAAACCAGGAGCAGACCUACAGGCCCUGACUUGUGAUUCCAGAAGCUGAAAUCCUCUGUGUGGGGUCUGCAGACAGUGCAGCCUUGAUCACUGCCCUCAGACUCAUUGGGACAGGGCCAGCCCCAUGGGAAAAUAAUUCUUGGGGGUCAGGACAAUUUUCUACAUAGUGAUUCAUAGACCAGCAGAGCUACAAGACAGAUUCAAUCUAGGGCCUUUAUGUCACAGGUAAGGAACAGAGGCCUAGAGAGUGGAAGAAACUUGACCAGCAUUACAUAGCACAGAGUAAAGGAAGAUGAUGUAAUUCAGGGUUAAGAAACCCCUGAGUCCUGGUUCUUAUAAGCUCUAUGGCCUUAGGCAAAUUACUUAAACUCCUUGAGCCCCAUUUUCCUUCUCAUCAAAAUGGGAAUAAUUCUUGUGACUUACCGGACUAUGGUAAGAAAUAAAUGACGCUCUGUUGGUAACAUUGCCUGAUAGAGAGCCUGUGGCCGUCCUCUUCCUUAUUCCCUUUUCCCUUUCAGCUGGGAGCCUCUCCUUUGAGUCCUGAGGGGGCUCUUUCUCUCUGUGCUGGAGCUCUGUUGGUAAAUGUUUUAGUAGGACAAAAAAAAAAGAUCGAGGAGGAAGGUAAGGGUUAAGCUCCCAGCCCAUGGCUGAGACCUGGUUUGUGUUAAUUUAAUAUGUGUAGAGUCAUUUCUUUUCUUCCCCUCAAAUUUAUUUCAAAGCAGUGACUUAAUUUUUCCAGUGGCAUGGUAGCC